Molecule: messenger RNA, 3094 nt
Organism: Nomia melanderi (Alkali bee)
Lineage: Eukaryota; Metazoa; Arthropoda; Insecta; Hymenoptera; Halictidae
Product: glucose dehydrogenase [FAD, quinone]
Molecular function (GO): flavin adenine dinucleotide binding; oxidoreductase activity, acting on CH-OH group of donors
Source: RefSeq, a predicted model, not a curated record
CCGGUUCCCUGCCGGUCACUCGGCGAUCGCGUUCGUUACCCUGUGCCCGGCCGAUUCGCCCGAAAAUCCUCUUCGAGUCUUUCCUCCUUUCCUGCUCGCUUUUUUCCUCCGCCUGCCCGUGUUACGCGCCGGUUAGCUAAGAAGCUCGCUCUCCUGGCGAGUCGAGUCCGCGUGGCCCAGAGGACAUGGGGAUCGGCGGUCGACCGGCGAAGGUCAAAAUCGUGGACGCCAGGUGGAUUUGACGGGCGACUUUCUAAACGGGAAAAGUCGACGGGAGAUUGAAGAACGACGAGGUCCAUGAAGAAUCCACCGAUCGCGUCAAGGACACGAUGCCGAACACGACGAUCAACGUGACGUUCCGAGUACCCAGAGUCGAGAGAAUCGGCACGCGGCCGCCAGACAUCGUCUAGCCAGCACGGGACGUGAUGACGCGUGAUCCAACGGAAUCACGGAAUAAACGAGCGAAUUCGAAGCUGCAUUUCAAGAAGGAUGGUGUUCAGCGCGAUAGUGGUGACGUCAGCCUUGAAGGGUGCCCUGGGUCUGAUGGGCACGAGCCUGUGGCUGAUCCCUUUGCUGAUAGCCGGCCUGUCCUACUAUCGGUACGACCAGCUGGAUCCCGAAAGCCGGCCGAUCAACAGGUACCCCUUGUACCCGGAGUACGACUUCGUGGUAGUUGGCGGAGGAUCAGCGGGAGCGGUGGUAGCGAGCAGACUGUCAGAGGUGCCGAACUGGAACGUGCUGCUGCUGGAAGCUGGUCCCGACGAGAACGAGAUAACGGACGUGCCUUCGCUGGCAGCUUACCUGCAGUUGACCAAGCUGGACUGGAAGUACAAGACAGAGCCGACGGGAAGGGCAUGCCUGGCGAUGAAGGGCGGCCGGUGCAACUGGCCUAGAGGCAAAGUGCUGGGAGGCUCCAGCGUCCUGAACUACAUGCUGUACGUUCGCGGCAAUCGACACGAUUACGACCACUGGGAAUCUCUGGGCAACCCUGGCUGGGGGUACGACCAAGCCCUGUACUACUUCAAGAAGUCCGAGGACAAUCGUAACCCUUAUCUGCAAAAGAGCCCUUACCAUUCGACUGGCGGCUACCUGACGGUGCAGGAGUCACCGUGGAAGACUCCUUUAGUGGUGGCCUUCGUGCAGGCGGGCGUGGAAAUGGGGUACGAGAACAGAGACAUAAACGGGGAGCGGCAGACGGGGUUCAUGAUAGCUCAAGGCACCAUCCGCAGAGGCAGCCGGUGCUCUACGGCGAAGGCGUUCCUGCGGCCGAUCAGACUGCGCAGGAACAUCCACACUGCCAUGAACGCUCACGUCACCAGAGUCCUGAUCGAUCCCGUCACGAUGAGAGCGACCGGCGUGGAAUUCGUCAGAGACGGCCGCAGGCAGAUCGUUAGAGCUAGGAAAGAGGUGAUCCUGUCGGCAGGCGCCAUCAACAGUGCGCAGAUCCUCAUGCUCUCCGGGAUCGGACCCAGGGAGCACUUGGAGGAACUCGGAAUCCCUGUGCUGAAGGACCUCCGAGUCGGCGACAACCUCCAGGAUCACGUCGGAAUGGGCGGAUUGACUUUCCUCAUCGACAAACCGGUGGCUAUCGUGCAAGACCGCUUCCAAGCGGCUCCGGUGACGAUGCACUACGUGGCGAAUGGCAGAGGGCCGAUGACUACGCUCGGCGGUGUCGAGGGCUACGCCUUUGUCAACACGAAGUACGCGAACGGGUCCGUUGACUAUCCGGACAUCCAGUUCCACAUGGCGCCGGCGUCGAUUAAUUCCGAUAAUGGGAUCCAGGUGAAGAAAGUCCUAGGCAUCACCGAGGAGGUCUACAACACUGUCUACAGACCUAUAGCGAACAAAGACGCUUGGACCAUCAUGCCGCUGCUUUUGAGGCCCAGAUCGCGUGGCACGGUUCGGCUCAGGAGCAACAAUCCUUUCCAGAGUCCGCUGAUCGACGCCAACUAUUUUGCUGACCCCUUCGACAUCGCUACUCUCGUGGAGGGCGCUAAACUGGCGAUGAAGGUCAGCGAGGCGAAGGUCUUCAAGCAAUUCGGCUCGAGGGUGCACAGAGUGAAGCUGCCGGGGUGCAAGCACUUGAAAUUCGCGUCGGACGCGUACUGGGAGUGCCACAUACGGCACAUAUCGAUGACCAUUUAUCAUCCUGUCGGGACCACGAAGAUGGGUCCUCCCACCGAUCCAGAGGCUGUCGUCGAUUCGAGGCUGAAGGUUUACGGGGUCGACGGACUCAGAGUGAUAGAUGCUUCCAUUAUGCCGACGAUCAGCAGCGGGAACACGAAUGCGCCGGUGAUCAUGAUCGGGGAGAAGGGUGCUGAUCUUGUGAAGGGCGAUUGGCUGUCCUUCGGGGCUACGAGACGAUGACGAUCCCAGAUCUUUCGGGGAGUUUCUUUGUUAAUUGAACACGGUGAAUGUUAUGGGUUGGUAGUGUUCGUUGUUGAAUUUAAUUUUAAGAAUGAAAUCUUUGUUGAUGUGUACCUAUGCGAAUUGUUCUCGUGAUGCGAAUGACGGUUGACGAUCCGCGGUGCGAUACUCGGAAUCAUCGUAGGUUUUAAGACACGUUUUGACUUCUGUUAGUUAGGAGUUUUACAAAUAGGUUUUUGUACGUUGAAUGUGAAACUGGAAACGGUUUCUCUCCGUUGCUUUGAGUUUCUCGGAGAAUUCACUUCUUAAAUAAAUACAUAUUUUCAAAUCUGAAGACGUUUUGUAUCUUAACAUUUGUAUAUUGUAUAUAGUACGGACAUUUUUUAUAUGAAAUUGUUCUCUGGGAUCUUCUGCGGAAAAUCAUGCGAGUUACUGUUAUACUCUGGAUACGUAAAUAUGUUUUAAUAACGGUUUAAAGUGGAAAGGACACUUGAAAUCAGCAAAUUUUUGCUGAUACUUUUCAAUUUAUUUUGAAAGCUAAAGGUAUAGGAGGACAUUUAACUACGCCACGCGAUAGGCUAGACAAUUUUACAAUAGAAGGCCCUAAGAAAAUCUGCGAAGCACAUUUAUUCGUUAACACUGAAACGAAAUAGUUUAGAGAACACAGAGCGGCGACAGUGGUUCUCAACGCGACCGGUAGCCUGUUUUGUCGUUCUCCGAUUAUAUC